This is a messenger RNA of Magallana angulata, 1574 nucleotides long. RefSeq names its product nacrein-like protein. The transcript has 8 exons. Bases 86 to 1345 code for a protein of 419 amino acids. The record is from RefSeq and is a predicted model, not a curated record. Gene Ontology annotation, molecular function: zinc ion binding; carbonate dehydratase activity. NCBI's taxonomy places the organism in Eukaryota, Metazoa, Mollusca, Bivalvia, Ostreida, Ostreidae.
CUAGCAGUCAGCACCGGACAGCAGUCAAUGACUGUCCACACGCGGUGAAUGCGGUAUCUUCAGUAAGUUCUACAAAGAUCUGAAGAUGGUGGUAGCGCGCAGUGCGAUAGCGUUUGGCAUUCUUGUCGCCAUCUUGGAUCCAGCGCAUGCUACUUCCCUAUACUCCAACGAUAGACAGAUAGCCGACAACUGCUGCUCGGGCUGCAACUCCUCAACGUCUCAUUUUGGAUACACGGAGGCGACAUGCCACGGCCCCACCCAUUGGCACCAGAUCACAUAUGACUGGAGGUUCUGUGGUAGAUCCACCCAAUCACCUGUCAAUAUUGGGACCACUAGCUCCAUCUACAGACCAGAUCUAAAGGCAUUCCCACUCCGAUUCAGAAACCUUUGUCUUCGAAUUCCUGCACGUAUUCGAAACAAUGGGCAUUCGCCGCAUUUCGACACCGAGAACGAGGCUGUAGGCUUGUACAACGUGCCGGGUCUCCCUGGUCAGAAGUUUACGUUCAAUGAGUUUCACAUCCAUCUUGGAAGACGUUUACCAGAGGGGUCAGAGCACCUGGUAGACGGCAAUAAAUUCCCCAUGGAGGCUCACCUUGUGUUUUACAACGCCCGGUAUGGAGACGCCGUCACGGCCAAGCGGAGUCCCCGCGGACUGGCGGUCAUUGGGGUCAUGAUUCAGGUGGCAGAGGACGGCGAUGAAACGGAUGACGUCUAUAUAGAGCGCAAAGACAAGGACUGCGGAGCAAAGCGCCACCGGCCCUACAGCAGAUGUGUGUGUAACGACAAGAACCCUUAUUCCGCCUACUUCUGUAAAAGCUCCGGAAAGUGUAAAUGUAAAGACGACAACGACUGUCCAGGAUCGAGCAAAUGCCGGCGUAAUGACGUCAUACCAGGGGGAUAUUGUGGAAAACCGAAAGGAUGCCGCGUUCGAUUUGCUAGGAAUUUAAGUUACAUCAUGGAACAGUAUUAUGAAAAAAUCCGUUUCUACACCAAUGUUGCUAGGAGAUUAGAGGAUCGUCAGUGGGUACCUGUAACAGAAGGCAUCUCUGUGAGUGACGUAUUACCCUACGACUGGAGCUAUUUUACGUACCAAGGUUCCCUUACCACUCCGCCAUGUUACGAAACGGUCACGUGGAUUAAUAUGAGAUGUCCAAUCAAAGUUUCACGAAGGGCAUACAAUGACCUUGCCUUGGUCAGGGAUGUGAAUGGUCCACCUCUGAGGAUAUUCGGACUAGACAGGCCGCCACAGCGAGGGAUGUAUGGCGGUCCGGGCGUGACAAUCGGCCGUAAUUUCCAGUGGGACACUGUCGGAAGAGAAACAAAAUUUUGUUCUCGUAACAAAUAGCUAGACAUGUGACUAAGACAAACUUCUGCACGUGAUAUAGAUGUAAAUAUAAAUUCAGACGUAAAAUCACAUAAUUUUUCAAAACUUCAUCUGUGCAUUGCAUUUUGGUGAUGUACAUGCAUUUGCAAGACGAAUAUUGUUUUUGUUUUUUAAAAUUAUUCAUUUAUGACAUUAAAUUUUGUUACAAUUUUUUGUCUUUAUUGCACGGCAAAAUAAACACUUUAAAUAG